AGGGCGGAAUGGAAGCAGGGACACUCAGCAUCUGUACCAAACGAUGAGGGUUGUGUCAGAUUCAACGGUUUUUGCUUAAAAUAAGGAAAAAGAAGAGCAGCUGACAACAUGUAUGGCUUUGUAAAUCACGCCUUGGAGCUCCUCGUUUUAAGGAACUAUGGCCCGGAAGUGUGGGAAGACAUCAAGAGGGAGGCUCAGCUUGAUAUUGAGGGUCAGUUCCUUGUUAGAAUCAUUUAUGACGAUGCCAAAACAUAUGAUCUAGUUGCGGCUGCAAGUAAAGUUCUCAAGAUCAAUGCAGGAGACAUCUUGCAGAUGUUUGGGAAGAUGUUUUUUGAAUUUUGCCAAGAGUCAGGAUAUGACACCAUCUUGCGAGUGUUAGGAUCAAAUGUUCGUGAAUUCCUGCAGAAUUUGGAUGCACUACAUGACCACCUGGGUACGAUUUACCCUGGGAUGAGGGCUCCCUCAUUUCGCUGCACCGAUGCCGAGAAGGGAAACAAUCUGAUUCUUCACUACUACUCAGAGAGAGAAGGCCUGCAAGACAUUGUGAUUGGCAUCAUUAAAACUGUCGCUCAACAAAUCCACGGAACAGAGAUAGAGAUGAAGAUGAUCCAACCGAAAAGUGAGGAGUGCGACCACAUCAAGUUCCUCAUCGAGGAGAAGGACUCAGAGGAGGAGGCGUUCUACGAGGAUCUGGAUGGUUUCGAGGAGAACGGCACGCAGGAGACGCGGAUCAGUCCGUACACAUUUUGCAAGGCCUUCCCGUUCCACCUCAUGUUCGACAAGGACCUGAUGCUCACACAAUGUGGGAACGCCAUUUAUCGAGUUCUGCCGCAGCUCCAGCCUGGCACCUGUAUCCUCCCUUCAGUUUUUUCUUUGGUCCGUCCUCACAUUGACUUCAGUUUUCAUGGCAUCCUUUCCCACAUCAACACUGUCUUUGUUCUGCGAAGCAAGGAGGGCCUGCUGAAUGUGGAGACUGUAGAGAACGAGGACGAGCUGACGGGGGUGGAGAUCAGCUGUCUGAGAUUGAAAGGACAGAUGAUUUACUUGCCAGAGGCGGAGAACAUCCUUUUUCUUUGUUCACCCAGUGUCAUGAACCUGGAUGAUCUUACACGAAGGGGGCUGUACCUGAGCGACAUCCCGCUACACGACGCCACGCGGGACCUAGUCUUGCUGGGCGAGCAGUUUCGUGAGGAGUACAAGCUGACCCAAGAGCUGGAAAUCUUGACGGAUCGUCUGCAACACACACUCCGGGCCUUGGAGGACGAGAAGAAAAAGACAGACAGAUUACUCUAUUCCGUUCUGCCACCAUCUGUUGCCAACGAGCUGCGACACAAACGGCCUGUCCCGGCAAAACGCUACGACAACUUGACCAUCCUCUUCAGCGGCAUUGUAGGAUUUAAUGCCUUCUGCAGCAAGCAUGCCUCAGCCGAGGGAGCCAUCAAGAUAGUCAACCUGCUCAAUGAUGUUUACACGCGUUUUGACAUCUUGACAGACUCUCGCAAGAACCCUUAUGUAUACAAGGUGGAAACAGUAGGUGAUAAGUACAUGACAGUGAGCGGCUUGCCAGAGCCGUGCACGCACCACGCCAAGUCAAUCUGCCACCUCGCUCUCGACAUGAUGGAAAUUGCUGGACAAGUCAAGGUGGAUGACGAACCAGUACAGAUUACUAUUGGGAUCCACACAGGAGAAGUGGUGACUGGGGUGAUUGGCCAGAGGAUGCCCAGAUAUUGCCUUUUUGGAAAUACAGUCAACCUCACAAGUCGUACCGAAACUACUGGUGAAAAGGGAAAAAUAAAUGUCUCAGAAUAUACUUAUCGGUGUUUGCAGUCUGCUGAGAACGCUGAUCCUCAGUUUCAUUUGGAGUAUCGAGGCCCCGUCACCAUGAAAGGAAAGAAGGAGCCGAUGAAGGUGUGGUUUCUUUCCAGGAAGCCCACUGACACAGAGUCCACCACAGUUAAAGCCUAACUAUUCAACACUAAAAC
Xiphias gladius (swordfish) is the source of this 1982-nucleotide messenger RNA. It is a transcript of the gene gucy1b1, whose product is annotated as guanylate cyclase 1 soluble subunit beta 1. The coding region runs from base 109 to 1965 and encodes 618 amino acids. Lineage: Eukaryota; Metazoa; Chordata; Actinopteri; Istiophoriformes; Xiphiidae. Gene Ontology annotation, biological process: cGMP biosynthetic process; response to oxygen levels. The transcript has 13 exons. Gene Ontology annotation, cellular component: guanylate cyclase complex, soluble. Gene Ontology annotation, molecular function: guanylate cyclase activity; heme binding. The record is from RefSeq and is a predicted model, not a curated record.